AUGAGUCGGUUAUUGACGAUUCGACAAGCCGAAGAGCUUCACAAAUCAAUCAUAGCAUAUCUAUCCGCAAAUAAUCUUUCCAAUGCCGCUUCUGCGCUGAGAGGAGAGCUAGGCCUCUCCGAGGAGGUGUUUGAUACGGCUACGAUGGUCAAAUAUGAGACAUUGUUAGAGAAGAAAUGGACAAGCAUCAUAAUGGAUCUUGAGGCUCGCUGUGGAGCCUUGCAGACAGAACUAAACAACGCUACACCCACAUCACUCUCGAAGCGCAACCAAGACCCGGCAUCCUGGCUUCCCAAAGUCCCAGCCCGUUAUUCGUUAGAGUCGCACCGAAACACCAUCAAUUGCCUCGCCUUCCAUCCGAAAUUCUCCUCUAUUGCCUCCGGCUCGGACGAUUGCAUGAUCAAAAUAUGGGACUGGGAACUUGGUGAACUAGAAACAACACUCAAAGGUCAUACAAGAGCAGUUCUCGACGUGGACUACGGCAACACUCAAAGUGGUGUGCUGCUGGCAUCUUGCAGCUCUGAUCUCUCCAUCAAAAUAUGGAAUCCGUUAGAGGACUAUAAAAACAUUCGAACGUUGCUGGGUCACGAACAUAGUGUCAGCGCCGUCCGUUUCAUCCCGGGUCGGAACCUACUCACGAGUGCAAGCAGAGAUAAAGACUUGAGGAUAUGGGACGUCACGACGGGUUUUUGUGUGAAGACAAUACAAGGUCAUAGUGGUUGGGUACGAGACGUUUGCCCAUCUUUCGAUGGAAACUACCUCUUUUCGGCUGGCGACGAUGUUACUGCUCGACUAUGGGAUAUUACAAACAUAUCGAAUCCCGAAGCCAAGCUAACGAUGGUCGGGCACGACCAUGUCAUCGAAUGCUGCGCGGUCGCUCCACAGACAUCAUAUCAGUACCUCGCACCAAUGGCAGGGUUGAAGAAAGAGGCGCUUUCCAAAAUGAGCGCAGUCGAAUUCACAGCAACCGGAUCGCGAGACAAGACGAUCAAGGUUUGGGACCCUCGUGGAUCCUGCCUCAUGACAUUGGUAGGCCAUGACAACUGGGUUCGGGCUAUCGUCUUCCAUCCCGGCGGGAAAUAUCUUCUGUCAGCUUCGGAUGACAAGUCCAUACGAUGCUGGGAUCUGAGUCAAGACGGCAAAUGUGUGAAAACACUAUCAGACGCCCAUGGACGCUUUGUUACUUGUCUGAGAUGGGCUCCAAGUGUUGUCAAGGAAGUUGCUACUAAUGCCGAGAACGGUAACGGGCAAACAAACACCAACGGGCUACCAAAAGACAAAGACAGUCAACCAAACAUGCAAAUACGUUGUGUCGUCGCAUCGGGAGGUGUGGAUCAGAAGCUAAACAUUUUUGCGAAUUAG
Talaromyces amestolkiae is the source of this 1362-nucleotide messenger RNA. RefSeq lists its product as uncharacterized. The coding region runs from base 1 to 1362 and encodes 453 amino acids. Lineage: Eukaryota; Fungi; Ascomycota; Eurotiomycetes; Eurotiales; Trichocomaceae. Gene Ontology annotation, molecular function: protein binding. The transcript is spliced from 3 exons. The record is from RefSeq and is a predicted model, not a curated record.